Messenger RNA from Geodia barretti, 1926 nucleotides. NCBI's taxonomy places the organism in Eukaryota, Metazoa, Porifera, Demospongiae, Tetractinellida, Geodiidae. The record is from the annotation of a GenBank genome assembly.
AUGACCGCAACCCUGAUUGACGGCACAAGCAUAGCCGCGGAAGUGCGCGCAGAAGUCGGGCGCAGUCGUCACGGAGAUGCGCUCCAAGCAUGGCAUCGCCCCCGGACUCGCUGUCGUGCUCAUCGGCGACGACCCCGCAUCCGCUGUGUAUGUGCGCAUGAAGGAGCGCGCCGCAAUCGAGGCCGGGCAUGGUCUCCGAGACAAUCACUGCUGCCCGCCGACACAUCGCAGGACGAUGCGCUCGCGGUAGUGCGCCGCCUCAACAAUGACGCCCGCUAUCACGGCAUCCUGGUGCAGUUGCCACUGCCCGACCACAUCAGCGAGGACACCGUCAUCCAGUCCAUCAAUCCGAACAAGGACGUUGACGGGCUGCACCCCUUCAACAUGGGGCUGUUGAUGGCAGGCAGGCCGCGCUUCAUACCCGCGACUCCUUCGGGCAUCCAGCAGAUGCUUUUGCGAACCGGCAACGACCCGUCAGGCAAGCACGUCGUCGUGUGCGGGCGCAGCAACAUCGUGGGCAAGCCCAUAAUGAACCUGCUAAUGCAGCGCAGAGACGGCGCAAACGCCACCGUAACCGUCUGCCACACACGCACACGCGACCUUGCUGAAAUGACGCGACAGGCGGACAUACUCAUCGCCGCAGUCGGCAGCCCACAGAUGAUUACCGCCGACAUGGUGAGCGAGGGCGUGGUAGUCAUAGAUGUCGGCGUGAACCGCGUGGACGCGCCUCUCGUCGGCGAUGUUGACUUCGACGCAGUGUCGGAGAAGGCAGCAGCCAUCACUACCCGUGCCCGGCGGCGUGGGACCCAUGACCAUUGCAAUGCUCUUGCAGAACACGCUCAACGCCGCGCGCCACUCGAUCCACCCCGAACUGCAAUGACGCCUCAAACGCGCAGCGACGCCCUGCGAACUUCCGACUACGACUACGAAUUGCCGGAACCGCUGAUUGCCCAGACACCGAUAGAAACCGCGCGACCAUUCCCGCCUCAUGUCUCUGUGCCGCGCAGACGGCAGCAUACGACAUCACCGCUUCUACGACUUGCCGGAGUACUUCGCCCCGGCGACGUGAUGGUCUUCAACGACAGCCGCGUCAUGCCCGCCCGACUGCGAGGCAACGCGCAGUACCGCGGCGGCGCAAUCGAGUUGCUGCUGCUAUCGCGCAUAUCGCCCGGCGUUUGGCGCGCCAUAGGACGCCCGGACGGUUUCUGCGCCCGGUGCCGCAUUCGAGAUUACGGGCAAAGGCGGUUCGAUAGCGGCGAGGUGCUGGAGAUCGAACCUGAAGGCGAGCGCAUUAUCCGCCUCGACGGGGAGGAACGCCUGCACGAUGUCGGAGAAGUCCCACUGCCGCCGUACAUCACCGAGACGCUUGCAGACUCCGAGCGCUACCAGACCGUCUAUGCCCGCGAGGAAGGCAGCGCCGCGGCUCCCACCGCAGGUCUGCACUUCACCGAUGAACUGCUCGAACGGGUGCGAGCGAUGGGCGUGCAGACAAUCUUCGUAACGCUGCAUGUCGGCUGGGGCACAUUCCGCCCUGUCAAGACCGACGACCCCACCGAGCACACCAUGCACUCCGAAUACUGGGAGCUUUCAUCCGAAGCCGCCGACGCCAUUCGCAGCGCGAAAGCAGAUGGUCGCCGCGUCAUUUCCGUUGGCACGACCGCCGUGCGCCUGCUGGAAAACGCCGCAUCACUCUCGGCGGACAAUCUUCCGCAAGCGGGUUCCGGAUGGGCGGACAUAUUCAUCACUCCGGGCUACCGCUUCAAGGUCGUUGACGCACUGAUAACCAACUUCCACCUGCCGCGCUCCACGUUGCUGAUGCUCGUAAGCGCACUUGCCGAUCGCGGCACUAUAAUGCGCGCCUACACCGAGGCAGUAGAGCAGAGAUACCGCUUCUAUAGCUUCGGCGACGCCAUGUUCAUCCACUGA